AAUGAAUUGCUUAUAAGUGACUGCAAAUAGUUGCAAAGAUGUCGCACUUUAGUAGCACCCGCGUUAGCUCCUUCAACGAAUGUUUCCUCAACGAGAACGAGCAGGAUCCCAAUGCCGUGCUCAUGGAGCUCGACAAGGGCCUCCGGAGCGCUAAGCAGGGAAUCCAAUGCGAGUCCAUUGUGCGGUUCCCGCGUCUCUUCGAGAAGUAUCCAUUUCCCAUUCUGAUCAACUCGUCGUUCAUCAAGCUGGCGGAGUUCUUUGUGAGUGGCUCGAAUCUAUUGCGAUUCUGGGUACUCCGUGUCUGCCAGCAGAGCGAAAACCACCUGGACAAGAUCCUCAACAUCGACAACUUUGUACGCCGCAUCUUUAUGGUGAUGCACUCGAACGAUCCUGUGGCACGCGCUCUGCUCUUGCGCACCCUGGGCGCCGUCUCCCGCGUGAUCCCCGAGAAGCAACAAGUUCACCAUGCUAUACGCCGUGCCCUUGACAGCCACGACACCGUGGAGGUGGAGGCUGCCAUCUAUGCCAGCAGCUGCUUUGCCGCCCAGUCCAGCUCCUUCGCCAUCAGCAUGUGCGCCAAGAUAUCGGACAUGAUCGAGUCACUGCAGGUGCCAGUGCCCAUGAAGCUGUUGCUCAUCCCAGUGCUGCGGCACAUGCAUCACGAUGCCAAUACCGCCGCACUGGUCAACAAACUCUGUAUGGAUCUGCUGCCCAAGUAUCCCGCGCAGAGUUUUGUGGUGGCCAUUAUCGAUACCCUCACACAACUAUCCUCCCGCACCUUGGUGGGCGUGCCCGGGCAGCUCGAGGUGCUGCUGGACUUUAUGCAAGAUUUGCGGACGCCGGUUCGCAUCCAGGUGCUGCGCUCCUUCAACGAACUAGCCGGCAAGAAGAGUGUCCACGCUUGGCCCAAGCCUGCCCUUGAGGCUCUGAUUAGUAAGUUUGAGACAUGCAUCAAUUCGCACGAGCAGUUUCUCUUCCUUUCGAUUCUCGUCAAGUUGAGCGAGUGUCCGCUCACGUGCCAACAGCUGCUGCGGGAGCAUCGGGUCGCCCUGCUCCGACUCUGCAUCCAGAGCAUGAGCAAGCUGGACGACUAUACGACGGCCACUCAGGCUAUGGCGGUUCUCUCAGUUCUGGCGGCGUUCGGCACUGAGCAGGAGAGCCAAGUGGAUGAUAUCCUGCAUACUGUAAGUCUUCACAUCGAAGGCCUGCUCCUGUGCACGGCCAGGAGAGCCGACUGUCUACGUCACUUGCAACGUGUGCUGGCAUAUGGCAUAAGGAUUAGCCAGGCGAAUGCCGAAUUUGGAGCGACAUUCAUUGAGAUAGUCAGCAAUACCCUGGGGGACAAUGUCGUCUAUCCCCAAGCCAAUGCGGAGCUCAUAUGCGAGGCUCUGGUGCGUCUCUGCGAGCAUUUCCAGCUCCGUAAAUAUGCAUUUACAACAUCCGAGGGACUGGAGGAAGGUGACGACAAUGCCAUGGACACCGACGAACCGUCGCCAACAAAGGUUAAUCCCAUGCUAGCCAGAAUGCCGAUUAUUUUGUACAAACUGAACAAGCUGAUCGACUCGGAGGAUGCUGAGAAACACUUGCGCACGAUUGAAAUCCUCAGUGUCCUGGUAUUUCAGACCACAAUGGGGUGCUAUCUGCCCCUGAAGGUGGUGCAAUGCUUCGAGAAGUGCCUGGAUAAGCUCAAUUGUUGGACAUUGUACAAGAUUGCACGAAGCGCCAGUCGUUAUGGGCAUCACUAUGUGGCCGCGCACAUUUACACAAGCAUUUCAGAGAUCGUGAUAAACGACCAAAUGCACUACUUCCUCGUCACGCUCUCGCAGAUCUCGCAGGCAGAGUGUAUCCUAAAUUAUGGCCUGGACUACGCCCACAUGAGGGACAACUAUGCUCCGACGGCGGCGCCAGAGCCGUUGAUACCGCUGAUGAAACGGCUGGAGGCAGCCUGCAACCUCUACCAGAUGGCGCGAGUCAGUCUGCGAGCCUGCUCCUCGAUCCAGUAUGCGAUCUCCUUUCCGCAGGAGUACCUCAAGAUCCGAGCACAGUUCCUGCAGACCCUGCACUUGGCCGUGACCGUAAAGAAUGCCCAGGUCAUUGUACCACCGCCGGCAAUUGCUGGCAGCUUGGCCCAGAACUCGAGGGACUAUUUGCAAAAGUUUGGACACGUCACAAAUCAGCUGCGAAAGUUGGUAAAGUCCUUGAAGGCCUGCGAGGAGACGCAUGCCCGUCUCUAUAAGUCGUCUUUUGAUGCGGACAACGUGACGCUGGAGUUCUUGGAAGUGGCAGAGUUUCAGUGUGGACUCCUUGCCCACAUCAUCGAGUCAAUUUGUUACGCCACGCCACCAGAGCCACCAGUCUUCCUGACCACCGGCGAGCACCCGGAGACCCGAUUUUUUGCCGCCAGCUGCAGGCGCAUGGAGCUGAUGCAUAAGAACCUCCCCGAGGAGUUGCCCAACGCCAAGACCAUCAGCAACCGCCAUCUGGACGUGAUUGUUGCUCAAAUCGAGAUAAUUACCAAAACACCGCUCUGCCUGCCGCGCUAUUUCUUCCAGAUUCUCCAGUCUACGCAGAUAAAACUGUCGGUUAGCCCACAGCCACGUAGUGCCACCGAACCCGUCAACGUUCAGUCGGGCAGUAAUCUGGUGAUUAAGGUCGAGGGAGUCCUGCAACAGGCUGGCUCAAAACAGGUCAAGCACUUCCGGCGUGUGGAGUCCGUGCAGUUGAGCCUUACGUCCCAGCUGGUAACGCCGCCACCACGUUCCGGUAGCGAGCUGCAGAAGACCGGCACAAGUGAUACCGUCACCCUGAACCAGAUCGUCAAGCCGCAACGCGACUUUCUCUCCGGCAGCUUUCUGCUGCCCAUAUCGAGCGGUGGUCACUUCCAGGUGACGCUGGAAACGUUCGUUGUCGAUGAGCACGGCACUAUUUGGUGCACUGGCCCCAAAUCUUCCAUGAUGGUACGUGUCCUGGAGGAUCCCUCAAAACCUACAGCACCAACGCCUAGCACUUCUCAGGCAGUAGGUCAGGCGAGAAGGUUUUAGAUGUACAGUUUUACAAUUUGGUUAAAAUGUUUGUUAUAAUUAAAAGCUUAAUGCUUUAAGUGCUCUAUCAGAUUGAAAAUAA
Drosophila persimilis is the source of this 3123-nucleotide messenger RNA. RefSeq names its product integrator complex subunit 7 (gene INTS7). The transcript has 2 exons. Gene Ontology annotation, cellular component: integrator complex. The record is from RefSeq and is a predicted model, not a curated record. Gene Ontology annotation, biological process: snRNA 3'-end processing. Bases 39 to 3041 code for a protein of 1000 amino acids. NCBI's taxonomy places the organism in Eukaryota, Metazoa, Arthropoda, Insecta, Diptera, Drosophilidae.